Ostreococcus lucimarinus CCE9901 is the source of this 372-nucleotide messenger RNA. It is a transcript of the gene FBP12, whose product is annotated as peptidyl-prolyl cis-trans isomerase, FKBP-type. The record is from RefSeq and is a predicted model, not a curated record. Gene Ontology annotation, molecular function: peptidyl-prolyl cis-trans isomerase activity. Lineage: Eukaryota; Viridiplantae; Chlorophyta; Mamiellophyceae; Mamiellales; Bathycoccaceae. The transcript has 2 exons. Bases 1 to 372 code for a protein of 123 amino acids.
AUGUCCGCCUUCGUCCCCGUUCCCGGCUGCGCCACGCGCUUCCGCGUCCUCAACCAGGCGCCGCCGUCCGCCCCCGUCGUCGAGCGCGGCGACGUCGUCGUCGUCCACGCCAAGGGCGUCGUCAAGGAGACGCAAAAGACGUUCUGGUCCACCAAGGACCCGGGACAGAAACCGUUCGAGUACACCGCCGGCGUCGGCGGCGUCAUCACCGGCUGGGACCGCGGCUGCCUCGGCGCGCGCGUCGGCGAGACGCGCGAGCUCGACAUUCCCGCGAGCGAGGGCUACGGCGCCGGAGGAUUCCCGGCGUGGGGGAUCCCGCCGAACGGCGCGCUCGUGUUCGAGAUCGAGGUGCUCAGCGUGCGCGGAAAGUAG